AUGAUGUUCUUCAAGGCCAUCGUUGCCUUCCUACUUCAGGUUACCUCCUUUGUGGCGGCUGCAGAUACUGCUGCAUGGAAGACACGCAGCAUUUACUUCGUACUCACAGACCGCAUCGCCCGCAGCAGUAGCGACACUGGGGGUGGCCCAUGCAGCAACCUGGGCAAGUACUGCGGCGGCACCUUCAAGGGACUCGAAUCGAAGCUUGACUACAUCAAGGGAUUAGGCUUUGACGCCAUCUGGAUCACGCCUGUGGUUGCAAAUAGCGCAGAUGGAUACCACGGGUACUGGGCACAAGAUUUGUACGCGAUAAACUCUAAUUACGGAACUGCAGCCGACUUGAAGAGCCUCGUCAGCACGGCCCAUGCCAAGGGCAUCUAUGUGAUGGUUGACGUGGUUGCGAAUCACAUGGGAUUUGCAAAUGUCGCCGAUAACCGUCCGGCACCGCUAAACCAGGCCUCGUCUUACCAUUCUGUCUGCAAUAUCGACUACUCAAACCAGAGCAGUGUCGAGAACUGCCGAAUCGCCAACCUGCCAGACAUCAAUACCCAGAGCUCUGAGAUUCGAACGCUUCUAAACACUUGGGUCAGCUGGCUGGUGAAAGAGUACAGCUUUGACGGAGUACGUAUCGACACCGUCAAGCACGUCGAGAAAGACUUCUGGCCAGGCUUUUCUUCUGCUAUCGGUGCGUACUCUGUUGGGGAGGUAUUCGACGGAGAUCCCGCCUACCUUGCCGGAUAUGCGAACUUGAUGCCUGGCCUGCUCAACUAUGCCGUCUACUAUCCCAUGAAUAACUUCUAUCAACAGAAGGGGUCAUCCCAAGCGCUUGUAGACAUGAUCAACACUGUCUCGACCUUCCCUGACCCUGCAGCGCUUGCUUCCUUCCUCGAUAAUCACGAUAAUCCUCGCUGGCUAAACCAGAAGAACGACCAGACAUUGCUCAAAAAUGCACUGGCUUUUGUCAUCCUUGCUCGUGGCAUCCCGAUCCUGUAUUAUGGGACAGAGCAAGGGUAUGCGGGAGGUGCAGAUCCGGCAAACCGCGAAGACUUAUGGCGCAGCAGCUUCAAUACUAAUACAAAUCUGUACCAAUCUAUCGCCAAGCUCACUGCUGCCCGCAAAGCUGCUGGUGGCCUGGCCGGAAAUGACCACACCCACCUAUACGUGGCUGAAACAGCCUAUGCCUGGAGUCGAGCUGGAGGCAAUCUCAUCGUUCUUACCACCAAUGCUGGAAGUAGCUCGAACGCCCAGCACUGCUUCAACACCCAGAGGGCGAACGGCCAGUGGACCAACGUCUAUGGUAACAGCGCCACAAUCACCUCUGACGGCAACGGUCAGGCUUGUGUCAAUGUUGCUAGUGGCGAGCCGAUCGUCCUGCUCGCCUCUACCGCUUCGCCAACAACUGCCGGACCAACAACUCUACGCACCUCCUCGACUUCAGUCCGCAGUACUGUUAGUACGGCAUGUCCCACGGCAGUAUCGGUUGCGUUCACCGAACGAGUCGUCACCUCUUUGGGCGACACAAUCAAGAUUGCGGGUAACACUGCGCAACUGGGCAAUUGGAAUGCCGUAAAUGCUCCUGUGCUCUCAGCUUCGCAAUAUACGUCCAGCAACCCAGUCUGGAACAUAACUCUUAAGAUGACGCCAGGGCAGGUAGUGCAGUACAAGUUCGUAAAGGUAUCAAGCUCAGGCGCCUUGACAUGGGAGAGCGACCCUAAUAGGGCAUACACUGUGCCGGCUUGCCAGGCUGAUGCCGUAGUGAGUAGUGUGUGGCGAUGA
This is a messenger RNA of Ascochyta rabiei, 1776 nucleotides long. RefSeq names its product Alpha-amylase. The record is from RefSeq and is a predicted model, not a curated record. The coding region runs from base 1 to 1776 and encodes 591 amino acids. Gene Ontology annotation, biological process: carbohydrate metabolic process. NCBI's taxonomy places the organism in Eukaryota, Fungi, Ascomycota, Dothideomycetes, Pleosporales, Didymellaceae. Gene Ontology annotation, molecular function: cation binding; alpha-amylase activity; starch binding. The transcript has 3 exons.